This is a messenger RNA of Oppia nitens, 1579 nucleotides long. RefSeq names its product tumor susceptibility gene 101 protein-like (gene TSG101). The transcript has 6 exons. Gene Ontology annotation, biological process: protein transport; endosome to lysosome transport; protein modification process. The record is from RefSeq and is a predicted model, not a curated record. Gene Ontology annotation, molecular function: ubiquitin binding. Gene Ontology annotation, cellular component: ESCRT I complex. Lineage: Eukaryota; Metazoa; Arthropoda; Arachnida; Sarcoptiformes; Oppiidae. The coding region runs from base 213 to 1472 and encodes 419 amino acids.
GUAGUUAUCAGCUGUUGUCAGGUGUGAGACAUAUAGUGUUUUGGGGUAUAGUUUGGGUGUAAAACAGGGAUAACAUUGAAAGCAAACAAUAAAUAAGUGAAACAAAAAUAUUUCACUUUUCAGAGGAAAUUGUUUUCAUAUUUAAUGUCAAAUAUUUAUUAUUUGUAAUUAUUGUCAUUAUUACCGAAGUUGGCCACCAAAACACCCGAACUAUGUCAAUGUCAGAAGUGGUCAGACUGUUGACCAAUGCUAAAUACCGAUAUGUGGAUCAAAGCAAACGGGACGUAAUGUCGGCCAUCAAUAUGUACAAGAAUUUGUCACCAAAAGGGGAAAAGUAUGUCUUUCCAAACGGCAAUCAACGAGAUCUGGUGUGUCUGACGGGUACAAUACCCGUCCCCUAUAGGGGCGCUGUCUAUAAUAUUCCGGUCAGCAUUUGGUUAACCGAAUCGCAUCCGUACGACGCGCCCAUCUGUUAUGUGAAACCUACCAAAGAUAUGACUAUCAAAGUGUCCAAACAUGUUGACCAAUCGGGUCGCAUAUAUUUGCCAUAUUUAAGUGAUUGGAAGUCCAAUACAUCGGACCUCUUGGGUGUCAUUCAAGUGAUGAUUUGUGUAUUCGGUGAGACACCGCCUGUCUAUUCAAAGCCGAAAAAUGUCGGCCAAACUGGUGAGCCAUCAUUUGUAGGUCAGACGAGUACCGGAAUUCCUCUCUUUUCAAGUCCUAACUGUUAUCAACCAAUGCCGCGUAUUCCAAACCCAACGGGAAUGCCAACCACAUCGACUCCAUAUCCCGCUCAAUACCAACCCCACACUCAGUAUCCUUUUACGACUCCUCCAUAUCCCACAGCAACCGGUCCACAGCCUUAUAUACCGAGCACGACAUCCAAUACUCCAUACCCGCCUUAUUCCCAAAGUUAUACCACACCGACUCAAUCGCAGCAAUUAAGUCCCGGAGGAACGGGAACUAUAACUGAGGAACAUAUUAGGGUUUCAUUAAUCAGUGCUAUUGAAGAUGCAGUUAAACAAAGAGUUAAGGAAAAGAUGGCUCAAAAUCAGGCAGAAAUGGAUGUCCUCAAGAAAACAAGCGAAGAGUUGACAAAAGGUAAGCAUAGAUUAGAAGAUAUUAUGAGACGAAUGGAGGACGAGAUGAUAGAAAUAAAUGACUCAAAACAAGAAUUGAGUACAAAGAACGCUCAGUUAUUGGAAGUAAUGGCCAAAUGUGACGACAAGGAAAAGAAUAUAGACAUCGAUGAAGUGUUUGGUCCGACACAACCAUUAUAUAAGCAAUUAUUGAACUCUUUUGCUGAAGAGAAUGCUAUUGUCGAUGCCAUCUAUUAUUUAAGCGAAGCCUUACGUAAAGGUGUCAUCGAUUUAGAGCUAUUUUUAAAGCACGUAAGGGAACUGUCGAGAAGACAAUUCAUGUUAAGAGCACUGAUGCGAGUCUGCAGAGAGAAGGCUGGACUACCCGUCUAAUCGACGAUAAUGUGGUCUUAUUUAUUGCAAACACUUAUAGAGAUAUUGUAUUACUUUUACAUUAUUUAAAUUGUUUUACAAAAAAUAGGUAAUUAUUAAUAAAAGUU